UGGGGUUGGGGGGGAGGUUCCAUGACAGUUGGAGAGAUUCCAGGCGGUUGGGACAUUGGCCGUGGACUCAUGCUCUAUCCUGUCAAAGGCUCUGUACCAGGUGAUGGAGGUGCAGUGGGAAAAAGAAGAGAUCUGUUCUCUACCUUCAAGGGGGUCUGUUCGGAAAGCUCGCGGUGUGAGAGGAACCCUGUGAAGUCUCGUGUGGCUGGAGCGGACAUGGUCUCUUCCUGGGAGGAGGACCGCAAGUUCAUCCUGCGGGGCUGGUCUCUGGUCUUCAGCAUCCUCGCAGCCCUGAUGAUGCUCAGCAUGGUGGAUGGACGUCUGGCGUACUUGCAGGGCUCUUACACUGGCUACCUGGGCUUCUGGACAGACUGCAGGGAGUACAAGUGUGUCAGCCUGGGCCAAGUCACCGUUCUCAUCCAUAUGAGCAUGGGCUUCAUGAUGCUGGCCCUGACCCUGUGUCUCAUCCUCCUCCCCUUCAUGUGCCUCUCCUUCCGGCCAGUCUUCCGACGCCUUACUAAGAUCGACCUUGUCUUCAGUUUUCUCAGCUUCAGCACUGGGUUCCUGAUCGUUCUCAGUCUGACGCUCUUUGUAGUCAACUGUGAGACGCUACACCCGAGGCCACAGGUAUCCUACCUGGUGACCACCUACCUGUGCUGGGGCGCCGGCGCCUUGAUGCUGUUGGCCGGAGUGCUGAACUACUUAAACCACUUGGGCAUGUGGGGCAGAAGUUCGCCUUUCAUGGAGCGGCGUCUGAGCUGCCGUCGGUGGGUCUCGCAGCAGAACGCUCGGAGACGCGCGUCCGAACUGCAGUCCGACGCGGACCGCAAGCUCAGCCGGGACCUGUCCAGUGCACUCACCCCCGAGGGGCGCCCCCUCGAGCCUCUCUAAACAGUUGCACCCGAGUUUUGCAGGAAACUGACCGGUAACCGCAGCCAACAUACCGGGCCCGCCCCCUGCGUCGUGGCCCCGCCGUGCCUUCUGAGGACAGGCGACAAACCCCCACCCCUCGAGCUUGGGGUUUCCCUUUUCGGCUCUGUUCCCGCCCACGGAGUCCUCAACCUGCCUUCCCUCCUACAGCGUGACACCGCCCCCUCCAGUUCUGUGCGCGGCCCCCUCCAGUUCUGUGUGGCCCCGCCCCUGGGCCUAGCUAGGGCCCGCCCCUGGAUGGUUGGCCCUCUUAGGCCACGCCCCGAAGCUGCACUCCACGGUCUGGACACCUACCCCUCAGAGGGGGAGCCCCGCCCCUGGAUACCCAGUCGGGUACCCUGGAUACCCGGGCGGAUUACAACGCUCACCGCCUCUGGAUGUAGCUCCGCCCUUCUGCGGAACAGGCCCCUCCCCAGAAAGGCGUGGCCUGCAAACACAUUUCCCCCCCCCCCCCCCCCACUUCCGGACUUCUCUGCCACAAUAAAACCUGGGUGCCUCACAA
Messenger RNA from Felis catus (domestic cat), 1432 nucleotides. RefSeq lists its product as uncharacterized. The record is from RefSeq and is a predicted model, not a curated record. The coding region runs from base 22 to 891 and encodes 289 amino acids. The transcript has 7 exons. Gene Ontology annotation, cellular component: plasma membrane. NCBI's taxonomy places the organism in Eukaryota, Metazoa, Chordata, Mammalia, Carnivora, Felidae.